UCAUUGCCAACGUUGAUUCGCUACAAAUAUAAAAUUUGGUUGAUGAACUCAAAACACAAAAGGUAAUGGAUGAAGAUAAAUUUAACAUUAUAUCAUUCUAGGAAACUCUCAAAUCAAAUCAUAGGGUUUAAAAGUAAAACCAUUGUGAUAUGUUAUGGACAAUAUCUAUAAAGCGAAUAACUAUAAGUCUUGACUCAAAUCAAAAGAUAGUGUGCAGAGUCGUCAUUGAAGAAAAAGAAGAAAAUUUCAAGGAUGAAGGGUAAAGUGUUGAUCAAUUUUGCACUAACAAUUUGCUUCUUCUUCUGUUGUAGCUCAGGCAGAGUGAUUGAAUCUCCACACUAUAAAGUGAUUCAUGUAGAAUCAGAUUUUGAAAUCAGACAGUACAAACAAAUUUCAUGGAUGUCUGCUCUUGUUCAAGGAACAUCCUCCUUUGAAAAGUCCACUCAACAAGGCUUCCAUAGGUUGUACCAAUACAUGCAUGGUGCUAACAGCAAUUCUUAUCGCUUUCUAUUUACUUCUCCUGUCACAACCACCAUUAUGACAUCAACACGUGAACCCGAGCAUUUGGUUAGGUAUUAUCUGCCCACUAUGAAUGCUGAAAACCCGCCGUUGCCGAAUUCUGAACUGAAUAUUCAUUUUGAGAAAUGGAAAAAUAAUUGCUUGGCAGUCAGGAGGUUUCCUGGAUUUGCUAAAGAUGAUAAUAUCAACCAAGAAAUUGAUGCUUUAAAGAGCACCUUGAGCAAGCACCUACCUGAGAGUGCAGCUAUUUCAGAGUACACCAUUGCACAGUAUAACUCUUCACGUCGCUUGUUGGGGCGUUUGAACGAAGUCUGGCUCGACGUUUCGAGUUUUACUACCGAAGGAUGUCAACCCCUGUAAGAAGUUGCUUGAGUUGGCUUGCAGUCUGUGUGCAUUGUAUUAUAUAGCUCAAUAAAAUGUAAUGCCUUUCUAGGGUUACCAAACUAAAUAAUGCCUUUUGAUUUGGAAAAUUUAAAUAAGAAGCCAUAUUGUAAGCACUGUUUUCGAAGUUUUUGCCAAAAUCUUUAGUCUUUUUUUAAAUCUUCACGUCAUAAAUGUGAGUUCUCAAGAUAGAAUGUUGAAGUUAAAUUCUCAGCAUUUUAUGAUGGUUUAUAACUUACAUUUUAGCAAUGUCGAGUGAGAAAUCAUUGUAAGAAGCCUCCAUAUUCUCAUCUUUGAUUCUACUUGAAUAAGAGUAAUGAUAAAAUCAUUAUUAUGCAGAUGGUGACAAAGCAAAAGACGAAGAUUGCAACGUUUCGAAAAUAUAGAAAAAAUUGUUGCUUGUUUGGUGCU
This is a messenger RNA of Cucumis melo (muskmelon), 1311 nucleotides long. RefSeq lists its product as uncharacterized. The transcript is spliced from 2 exons. The record is from RefSeq and is a predicted model, not a curated record. NCBI's taxonomy places the organism in Eukaryota, Viridiplantae, Streptophyta, Magnoliopsida, Cucurbitales, Cucurbitaceae. Bases 253 to 879 code for a protein of 208 amino acids.